Molecule: messenger RNA, 267 nt
Organism: Nipponia nippon (crested ibis)
Lineage: Eukaryota; Metazoa; Chordata; Aves; Pelecaniformes; Threskiornithidae
Gene: MEIG1
Product: meiosis/spermiogenesis associated 1
Cellular component (GO): nucleus
Source: RefSeq, a predicted model, not a curated record
AUGGCUAAAGCUGACAUCAAACCAAAAUCUAUAUAUCAUGCCAAAAAAUGGUCAGAUGAUGUAGAGAACUUAUACAGAUUUCAGCAAGCUGGAUACAGAGAUGAGGUUGAAUAUAAACAAGUAAAACAAGUUGAUAUGGUAGAGUGUUGGCCAGAAACUGGAUUUGUUAAGAAACUUCAGAGGAGGGAUAAUACAUUCUAUUAUUACGAUAAACAAAGAGAAUGCGAAGACAAAGAAGUCCACAAAGUGAAAGUUUAUGUGUAUUAG